Messenger RNA from Paramuricea clavata, 732 nucleotides. NCBI's taxonomy places the organism in Eukaryota, Metazoa, Cnidaria, Anthozoa, Malacalcyonacea, Plexauridae. The record is from the annotation of a GenBank genome assembly.
CGACCAAAAGCUAAGCGAAAAGCCGCGACGAGGACUGAUUGGUAGCAUGUUUGCCGAAAAGAUCCUAUUAAUAACGCCGCUCUUACAGUGGUAUGUAAAAAAAGGUUUAGAAGUAACAAAUAUUUACGAGGUUAUAUUACAGAAUUCAUUCCAAAAACUUGUAUCGAAGGAUAUUGCCGAUCAUGUUAGCGAGGCCAGACGCGAGGGUGAUCGUGAUCCGACUACUAAAAUUAUAGCUGAAACGAUGAAACGUGCAAUUGCGAAAAAUGGCAAUUCUGGCAAUGGUCAUUCACUGACCAACAAAGAGAAACAUCUUAACGUGAAUUACUAUGACGAAAAUAACGUCGGAUUAGCCGUUAAUGAUCCACAUUUCAGAAAAUUAGAUAUUAUUGAGGACAACUUUUAUCAGGUCUCUAAAACCAAAACAUCAAUCAAAAUUAACCUGCCCAUGCAAGAAAACAGAAUUUUUCGUCUACCAAUAUGCAAAAUUUCGACUGUUAGGUUUUAUUACGAUUUCAUGGCCAAAUAUAUUGCCCUGAUUUUGAAUAUUGCGAGAUGGACACAGACUCCGCGUAUCUGGCACUUGCCGGCGAAAGUGUCGAUCACUUGACCAAACCCGAGCUCCGAGCUGAAUACGAACGCGAAAAACAUGAUUGGUUUCCGCGAAAUUACGGAAGUUCGACAAGCGCACACCAAGUUUAUUUAAAACCGAGUUUGAAGGGCAGGAAAUAA